This is a messenger RNA of Lasiosphaeria miniovina, 2385 nucleotides long. RefSeq names its product tRNA synthetases class I (M)-domain-containing protein. NCBI's taxonomy places the organism in Eukaryota, Fungi, Ascomycota, Sordariomycetes, Sordariales, Lasiosphaeriaceae. The record is from RefSeq and is a predicted model, not a curated record. Gene Ontology annotation, biological process: methionyl-tRNA aminoacylation. The transcript has 7 exons. Gene Ontology annotation, molecular function: methionine-tRNA ligase activity; ATP binding. Gene Ontology annotation, cellular component: aminoacyl-tRNA synthetase multienzyme complex; cytosol. The coding region runs from base 274 to 2220 and encodes 648 amino acids.
CGAUCGCAAACUGCAUUGACAGUGGAGGGAGGCACAGUGCGAUGACUCAACCGGACCACCUCUUUCCUUGAAUGCCCAGACCUGCGAGUAUAUGAGCAAUUGAGGUGUGUACUCUGCCCAGAUUUCGUGGUUUGGUGUUGCGCAGUACUGACUCCCCAUCCGACUGACUAGACCUUGAGUUUCGUUGGUGGCUCCCUCGACAUCUAUAUAUCUAACCUCUGGCUGCGACUAUCCUCGCCCUUCCUCUGUUAUCGACUCUCUCCCGUCGCAACAAUGGUGUCAAACCCAAUCCUUCCCAUACCGGGGAAGGAGAAUAUUCUUAUUACGUCGGCUCUGCCCUACGUCAACAAUGUGCCUCACUUGGGCAACAUCAUCGGGAGCACCCUGAGCGCCGAUGUUUUCAGUCGGUUCAGCAAGCUGCGCAAUCGCCCAACACUCUUCAUCUGCGGGACGGACGAGUAUGGUACUGCGACAGAGACGCGCGCGCUCGAGGCGGGCGUCACCCCGCAGGCGCUCUGCGACGAGUAUCACCUCAAGCACAAGGCCGUCUACGACUGGUUCGACAUCGCGUUCGACUACUUUGGGCGGACCACAACAGAGAAGCAGACCGAGAUCGUCCAAGACGCCUUCCUCAAGCUGCAUUCCAAGGGGUUCUUGGAGGAGAGAACCACGACGCAGCCGUUCUGCGAAAAGCACGACGGCUUUCUCGCUGAUCGCUUCGUUGAAGGGACGUGCCCGCGCCCUGGCUGUGGAUAUGAGGAUGCUCGUGGAGACCAAUGCGACAAGUGCGGCAACCUCUUAGACCCCUUUGAGCUCAUCAACCCAAGAUGUAAGCUUGAUGGAGCGACGCCAGUGCCCAGAGACACAGCCCACUUCUUCCUGCGACUGGACAAGCUACAGGGCGAUAUCGAGAAAUGGUUUGAGAAUGCCUCCAAGGACGGGAACUGGUCCUCCAACGGAGUUGCCAUCACAAAGGCCUGGCUUGACUCGGGCCUGGAGGGCCGCUCCAUCACACGCGACAUGAAAUGGGGUGUUCCCGUGCCGGUGCCUGGCUUCGAGAAGAAGGUCAUUUACGUGUGGUUUGAUGCCUGCUUUGGGUAUCCAUCCAUCACUGCGAACUAUACCGACCAGUGGGAGAAAUGGUGGAAGAACCCCGAUGAGGUGGACCUCUACCAGUUCAUGGGCAAAGACAAUGUACCAUUCCACACCGUCAUUUGGCCUGGCUCCGUCAUCGGCGCCGACAAUGACGAGUGGACCCUUCUCCAUACACUCUCAACAUCCGAAUACCUCAACUAUGAGAACACAAAGUUCAGCAAGUCGAGAGGCGUCGGUGUGUUUGGUGAUGGCGCGAAAGAGACUGGUAUCGGGCCCUCUGUUUGGCGCUACUAUCUCCUGUCCAACCGCCCAGAGUCUAGCGACACUCAAUUCGAGUGGAACGGGUUUGCAGCCAGCAACAACAAUGAGCUCCUUGCCAAUCUGGGCAACUUUGUCAACCGCGUAAUCAAGUUCGUAAAUGCGAAGCUGGACGGCGCAGUCCCCGAGUUCUCGUCUUCAUAUACGGAUGAAAGCUUCGACUUCCCCGGCUGGAUUGCCGGUGUCAAAACGCUCCUUGCCGAGUACAACAAGGAGAUGGAGACGGUGCACCUGCGUGCUGGUCUCAAGAAGAUGAUGGAGAUUUCUUCCCAGGGGAACCUUCUCCUGCAGUAUAGGUUGGAUAACGCAAACCUGGCCUCGCAUCCGGAACGCACCAAGACGGUCAUUGGCCUUGCCCUCAAUCUCUCGGCUCUUUUGGCCUCCCUUUGCUCUCCGUACAUGCCAGGAACUGGCGAGGCCAUUGUUCGCCAGCUGAACACGGAUCUCAAGUUCAUUCCCGACACGUGGGAACCCGAGGCGUUGAAGCCUGGUCAUAAGCUAGGCAAGGCCGAGUACUUGUUCCAGCGGAUAGACGAUAAGAAGAUUGCCGAGUGGAAGGAGAAGUACGGAGGCACCCAGGCUAGCCGGGCUGCCGAGGAGGCGGCAAAGGAAGCAUUAAAGAAGAAGAAGCAAGAGGACAAGGACAAGAAGAAGGCCAAGAAGGCGGCUAAGAAGGCGUCUGAGGCAGAUGAGAGCGUCCCUGCAGGACUUGCGGCCCAGGUCGGCGGUUCUGCUGACGCUCUGAAGACUGCAGCCACAGAGGAUGUCAAGCAGCUGCCGAUCCGGGAGAAGCCGGUGGAGAAGUGACGGGUAUGCUGAGAGAGGGUGCCGAUGUCAAUGUUUCUUAAUUUUCGUCGUAGGCGGAUACGGUGUUGGGGUAAGGUCUUGGGAAUGAGUGAAAUGGCAACGGGCUAUGUUCGACAAAAGCAAAUUGGAUAGUCGGGUUCACGGCGGGACUCCUUUUAGGUGACG